UUUUAUUGGAUCCUUCUGCAGUCGGUCAGACUGAAAGCACCAAAAGGGGCGGGAAAUUUGGUACUAGUGGAGCGUUCUCGGCUGUUCCAGUAGCAGAUUGAUUAACAAAAUUGGUCAUCGACUACAGCAGCUAACGACACUUUUUCCAAAGUAUUGUGAAGGGAAAUGCUCGAUAUAUGGCUGAGGGAGAACUAUACAAGUUGUGUAGGUUGAUAAACCUCUGAACAUGGUAAUGUAACUUUCAAACUAGCAUAGCUUCAUCAUCACCAUUUGACGUUACCGUUAACCAGUUGGUUUGAUAUCCCAUUAUCUUUCAGCUAACUCACGUUAAAUAGCUUUUACCGUUCUAUAUACAAGCUGAUAACGAGACGUCGUUAUACAAACUACAUAGUCCUUUUGGGUUGUAUCGUUUCAAUUGUCGAUAUGGAUUCAUUUGGCUGACGUUAACCUGUCCUUCUAAACAGUUGGCUACAUUUCAGUUACUUACUCCUCGAGACUAGCUAAUGUUAACUGGGAACCACUGUUUACACACACUUUGAUAUCGAAAUCGUACCCACCCCCCGUAACAGGUUGAUAAUAAUGUAACAGCUUGAUAAUAAUGUAACAGCUUGAGACUGAUAUUACGGCUAGAGAAACGGUUAUCUAGCGAAAAUGCUCUCCUGACCUGCUACGAAAAUCACUUUGUAUCGAAGUGCGGUGAAGAGGGUUUCCCAAACUCUGUCGGUGUGGGGAAACGUUAGCUAAGGCAUGGUUAACUCACUAGCUAGUCUAAUUAGCAAGUGCCGUAGCUAGCAAGCAAUUUGGCACUGUCUGUAGAUAGCUAGGCUAACUAGCACAGGCCAGGGUUCUGUGUGAGCUCAGAUUCGCUUGCUAGCUAGCAGCAACAAAUACUAGAAGUUGCCUUAGCCAAAGAUAACCGGAAGAAUAUUCACUUGCUGGAACUUAAACGAAUAGAAAAUUGCACGAGCCUAAACAAACAUGAAACUUGUUGCUGUUUAACUCCACAGGUGGGCUAUGUUUGCGCUAUUCAUGUCGGUGUUUUUCAGAUCCAUCAAUCAGCAUUGGAGUAGUUGCCUACAUAGAACGUUGCUUUGCGUCACCAUGUAGCUUCGCAUUGGUAGCUUGGAACGUCGCAGGCGUUUCUGAAGACAUCUUGAAUCAGCUAAAAGAGGACACCAGGAUGAGUAAUCAAGAGAAGAUGGAAUUGGACCUCGAAAUCCCAUCUUCACUAGUUCAGAGUGAUGGACAACUGAGACGUUCCAACAGUGCCCCAAUGAUAAAUGGCCUAAGUGAACAUUCCCAGGUGUUCCAGAGUGAGAUUCUAUGCAGCAGGAGAAACAGCACCACUGUUGUCAUCCGCCCUAAUAUAGUCCCUUCAUCGCCCAUUCGCGUCCCCAGCACUAGGCUUCAUCAGCUCAAACAGGAGGAAGGUGUAGAUUUGAUGAACAGAGAGACUGCCCAUGAACGGGAGGUUCAAGCAGCCAUGCAGAUGAGCCAGUCCUGGGAGGAGAGUCUGAGCCUGAGCGACAAUGACUUAGAGAAAUCUGCAUUGUCGUCUCCAAAGCGGAUCGACUUUAUGCCCGUGUCCCCUGCCCCAUCCCCUACUAGAGGGAUAGGGAAAAAGCAGUGCUUCUCCCCUUCAUUGCAAAUCCUGGUGAGCAGCCAUGGCCUAUCCCCCAGCCCUAUACCUAGCCCAACGCGACGCUUCAGCCGGCGGAGCCAAAGCCCCAUUCACUGCAUCAGGCCCAGCAUCCUGGGUCCCAUCAAACGUAAAGGUGAGAUGAUGGAGACUGAGAGCCAGCCAAAGAGGCUCUUCCAGGGGACCACCACAAUUCUGUCCUCUGAUGUACUUGUGCCCCAAGUCCAACUGCCAGACUUCACCUCUUGUCUCUCUCCGCCGGACGUGCUGGACGGCAGCCUUAGCAGUGUGGGUUCUUCCACUGGCUCGCCAUCUAAGAUGGAGGGCAUCUCUGAGUCUCCUUCCUCCAGCAAUUCUCCCUUCAACCCCCUCCAGGACCACUCUCCAAAAUGAACAAGGGAACAUGAGACUCUAAACAAGAGUGAAGGCAUGAAAGCCACCUCAACUGUAUGACCCCCCCCCCAUCACUUUGCUUUAGCUAAUGUGGGAAUCCCUUCCCAUGCUGUUUGCUUUUGCUAGGGGAGGAGAAUCUUGGUGUUUGCAUUGAAAGGAAACCAAAGCCCUGGCUGUGAGCUGUAGACACACCAUGCUGUAGUAGACUAGUGCGACGCUAUGAGAACAGUAGCUGGAUAUGGAUCCUUUACAUGGUGCUGCUUCGCCCACAGUAACCAGAACAGCCAAGUUGUCUACCCUGCAUCACAUCACUGUCAGCUUCCAUCCCCUACUUCCUUUUCCAGCUUCACACUGGGGAGACUGAACACUGGAUGGAGAAAGUUGCUCACUAAGUCAGUUUUCCUUAUAGAAAACUAAUUCUCCAGGCGUUUUUGGUGCACAAAACAGUCUGCAGGUCUUGUAUGAAUGAAAGGAUAUAACUUGUUGUUUUUGUAAGUGUGUAUAUAAUUUUUCAUGUCAAGUCAUUAGUUGUAUGUUUGAUUGGCUGAGUGAUGAAUGCAGGCGCACAGGGCUUCAAAAGUGAACUGACAAUUCUCUCGAGGGGAUUGGAAAUGUUCUUACUCCUUGUCAUUAUACGGAAAUAACAGUUUUCAGUUUAUAUCCUCAAGUAGUCCCCAAGAUGUGGGGUAUCCUUCUGGUUAAUUUUCUAAAUUUGGCACUUAAUCUGGCCCCCCUCCGGUAUUAGUUAACUACAGUUGCCAGUGGUUUGGGUCAUGUCUACCCAUCCCUGCAGAUUUUACUAGGAAGGGAAGUAAGCGGGGGGCACACACUGGGGUCUCUGAGUCCUACUUCCUGGAUAUAUCUGUAGACCUGCAGGAUGUGCAACAAUUUAGUUUUUACUUCUGAAGCUUUUAGGAAAGUAAUUGUGUUCUUGUUUGAAGCCACUUUGUAAAUGUAACUGACUUUUUUUAGGCUACAUUAUUGCAGUUUAUACUGAACAUUAGAAUAGCUCACCCUAUUCUCAAUACUCUGCAAUUAAAUCAAUAGAUUGGUUUAGGAUGAGCACACUGGGGUAGAGGACAGAACAUGGUGCCAUUUCAAAAGGGAUUCAGUGAGUGGGCUUAUGUCGGUCUACUGUGGUCAACAUUUGUCCGAAAAGCUUUGUGCAGAAUGUCACUGGAUUGGUAUGUUAUGAAUAACAUUUGCAAUGAACAUUCAUAAGCAAUACCAAAGAGUUAUCAGAGGAACUGUGAAGGCACACUUCAGUUAUACACUGAUUCACAAAUUUCAUUUUAAGGCCGCUGUAAAACAUUUGGGUUAAGUCAUUUCAGUUCAACUCUUACAUUUGAUAUUUUUCCCCUCGUUCAGGGUAUGGUGUCUAUACAAAGGGAGGGGGAGACUAUGUACAAAAGUGAUUAUACAUUUUCAAUGAUAAAUGUAAAUGAAACAGCGUUAUGAAUAGUGAAUAUCUUUUAAAGAAACUGCAAGCUGGUCGAUCAGGUAUGCUUGCACUGCUGUCAAUGUAAUUGGUUUAGGUUUAGCAAUUGUGUUUUUUUUUGGGGGGGGGGGGUUAUGUCCUGUUCAUUUUUAAAUUAGUCUGAAUGUCUAGGGGCAUGAGAUCGGCAAAAUAAAUUAAGUGUAUAUGGGUGGGUCGUAGACUUAAGACUGCUUGCCAAAGUUUUGAACAAGGGUAAAUAGUGUUAUUUCCAUUCAAUGACUUCUGGUUGUUGGCAAUGUUUAAAUGUCUUGCAAAUCUC
Molecule: messenger RNA, 3789 nt
Organism: Oncorhynchus masou masou (cherry salmon)
Lineage: Eukaryota; Metazoa; Chordata; Actinopteri; Salmoniformes; Salmonidae
Gene: pabir2
Product: PABIR family member 2
Exons: 10
Coding region: 1181-2032 (283 amino acids)
Molecular function (GO): protein serine/threonine phosphatase inhibitor activity
Source: RefSeq, a predicted model, not a curated record